This is a messenger RNA of Rosa rugosa (rugosa rose), 1096 nucleotides long. RefSeq names its product mitogen-activated protein kinase kinase kinase 20-like. The transcript has a single exon. Bases 79 to 942 code for a protein of 287 amino acids. Gene Ontology annotation, biological process: protein phosphorylation. Lineage: Eukaryota; Viridiplantae; Streptophyta; Magnoliopsida; Rosales; Rosaceae. The record is from RefSeq and is a predicted model, not a curated record. Gene Ontology annotation, molecular function: protein kinase activity; ATP binding.
AGCAGAGAAAAAAAAAGAGAGGAGAAAUCAAUCUUCGUUUCAAAGAAAGAAGAGAGAAAGAAAAAGAGGGUGGGAGCCAUGAAGAGGAAGGGAGAAGAGAGCUUGGGUUCAGGGCACAAGUGGAUUAGAGGAAACAAGAUCGGGGAAGGACGCUUCGGCUCUGUGUUCGUUGCUUUCUUCAAGAGACCCUACAUCCAUAUCGACCAUAUGCCUGAGGCCAUGGCGAUAAAAUCAGCCAAGAUGAGGGACUCAGAGUCUAUUCAAUACGAGCUAGAGGUUUAUAGGGACUUGAACAAUCAUGGUGGUCUUUGCCCCUUCAUUAUUGAGCAUUACGGUGAAGAGGUAACAUGGAGCGAUGAGGGCGAAGAGGUUUAUAACUUGGCGUUGGAAGUUGCAUGGGGAAGUCUUGCAAGGCUUAUAAAGGUUUUCGGUUCUGGGUUGCCGGAAUCUGAUGUGCGGCGGUAUACCUGUGACCUUCUUGAAGGAAUUAGACACAUCCACAAGUGUGGUUAUGUCCACUGUGGCUUGAAGCCACAAAAUAUUCUUCUUGUGGAAAAUGAAGAUGACGACGUCUAUAGGUUCGUGGCCAAAGUGGCUGAUUUGGGGUUGGCUAAGAAGAAGGAUGAGGUUCAAGGAAGGUGGAGAGGCACACCCAUGUACUUGUCUCCGGAGGCUAUACUGUACAAUGAACAAGAGGAGCCAAGUGAUAUUUGGGCCUUGGGGUGCAUCGUUCUUGAGAUGCUCACUGGAGAGUGCCCUCGGAACCAUUUUUACGAUCAUGAGAGUGACACCCUCUACGUUGUUGAUGGAAUGGUGCCUAAAAUCCCGGAUACAAUCUCAAGUCUUGCAAGGGAUUUUCUAGAUUGUUGCCUAGCCGAGGAAAGGUCCACAGCCGAAGAGCUUCUGUCUCAUCCCUUUGUAGCAGAAGUUGUUAAACACUGAUCAGUCCCUAGUUUGUGCAACUUUUGAUUCGUCCAUUUGUAAUUUUUAAUGGAUGAUAUUGUAAUUAAUCUAGUCCUACUUUUUGUGGGAAUCAAAACAAAGUUGUAUAUAUGAGCUAUUGCUUAAUUGAUGGCUAAGUUUGUCUUUCAGUUCC